Messenger RNA from Colias croceus (clouded yellow), 795 nucleotides. RefSeq names its product DNA-directed RNA polymerase II subunit RPB11 (gene Rpb11). The transcript is spliced from 4 exons. Gene Ontology annotation, biological process: transcription by RNA polymerase II. Gene Ontology annotation, cellular component: RNA polymerase II, core complex. The record is from RefSeq and is a predicted model, not a curated record. Lineage: Eukaryota; Metazoa; Arthropoda; Insecta; Lepidoptera; Pieridae. Gene Ontology annotation, molecular function: protein dimerization activity; DNA binding. The coding region runs from base 172 to 525 and encodes 117 amino acids.
GUCAGUGUCAAGUUGAAUCAAGGAUUCGACGAGCGUUGUAAUUGUAUUGUAAUCAAUCACAGGUUGCGGUGAUUUUAUUAAUUAAAUUCUUACUGAUAUUUUAUAUUUGGUUACACAGCUAUUGAAUAAUUUGAUUCCUCUUUUCGGUAUUAUUAUAAAUUCAAACCAAAAAUGAACGCACCGCCAACCUUUGAAUCAUUUCUUCUAUACGAUGGUGAAAAGAAAGUCCAGAAAGAGGAAGAUACAAAAGUUACAAACGCCGCUAUUUUUACGGUCAAUAAAGAAGACCAUACACUCGGCAACAUGAUAAGACACCAGCUUUUGAAGGACCCAAAAGUCUUAUUCGCUGGUUACAAAGUGCCUCAUCCAUUGGAACACAAAUUUGUUCUUCGUAUUCAAACAACAUCAGACUACACACCACAAGAAGCUUUUAUGAAUGCUAUCACAGAUCUCACUUCCGAAUUGUCCUUAUUUGAAGAGAGAUUUAAGGAAGCAAUUAAAGAAAAGAAGGAUGGAUUAGAUUAAGAUGCCACACAUACACAUUAUGGUUUUCGUAACAUAUAAAAAAGAAUUUCCCAAAAACUUCAGCCCAAUCUAUGACUAGUUUUAUAUAAUAGCAGUGAAGAAUGUGGAAAUGAGGAUAUUCAUUUUUAUAGAAGAAUUUUUAAAUAAAUGUAAAAAUAAAUGAUCUUAAGUUUUAGUGUUAAGAUUCAUUAAGAAAAUAAAAUAUUUUUCUAGACAAAAUAUGUGUUUUAUUAAAUUAAUUUUAACACAAUUACACUAUGUUUAUGGAAA